UUCAAAAAACAACCGCCAAAUUCAAAAUGCACGUCGUCCUGUUUCUAAACCUUUUUAUUGCUUGCGGAUCAGCACUAAACCCUGUAAAAACCAAUGAUAUCAAAGGAAUGCUGGGAGAAGAUGUUAACCUAAAAUGUGAACUUGCAAUUCCUAGAAAUGUAUUGCAAGUUACAUUGCAGAAAAUAAUAGGGGAAUCGAUUGAAAACAUAGCAACUUACAGUGAGAGAUUUGGCUGUAAAGUAACAGAGAAGUUUCAAAAUCAUGUUAUCUUGGUGAAGAUGGAUCUGAAAUAUUGUUCAAUUAUAAUUAAGAAUGUGACAAAGGAAGAUGAAGGGUGCUACAGAUGUCUCUUUAAUUCCUACCCUAAAGGAGCUGUCCAAGGAAAGACCUGUGUUUCAGUCUAUGAAACGCAUACUCCCAUUCUUGAAAUACAGUCUUUAGUGGAUUCUGACAAAGAAAAGGAAUUGGCUGUGCUUACAUGUUCUGCUACUGGCUUACCAGCUCCCACGAUUUCAUGGAAGAAUACGGAAUCUUUUAUUAUCAUUCACCAACCAUCCUUUAUUAAAAAUCCCAAUGGAACAGUAACUGUGACACAAAAUGCGACCUUAAGUUAUCUCAGGCUUUCUAACAUUAAAGAAGUAACUUGUAUAGCAGUCUAUCCAGACCUACCCAGAGCAGAGGAGAAAUCACUAUCAAAUGACUUUAUUUCUCACUACAUGGCACAAAAACAAUAUUCAACUUCAGAAUAUAAGCAUGAAACUUCAAGGAUAUUACUGAUUGUUUUUGGAAUAUCUGGAUUUUUGCUAAUUGUUGUUGUUGUUUGCGUAAAAAAGAAAAAUGAACUCUUAUCAUUUUAUGAGUUGAAGUCUACUUUUUUAAUCAACAGCAAGAGAUGUUUAGAUCGAAAAAAACAUUCUCAAAAUGAAAAUGUUUGUGAGACCCCAAGAAAGUCCAGCUGUGAAAAUGUUAAUAUAAAUCAAUCAGGCGGUACAAUGAACACACCUCGAAGAAGAAAAGUGUUAUCUUCUAAAAGUGACAAGCAUCUUCCAUUGCUUAAAGAAGGGCCACCAGCUGAUGUGGGUUCAGUUCAUUCACCUUCCAACGCUGUGGAGAAAACGGUUUUUCAAUGGUGCUUAGAAAAGGAGAAUAUGGUUGAAGGUGUAAAACCGACAAGCUGUGAAAAUUUUAAUAUCAACCAAUCAGGUGGCACAGUGAACACACCACGAAGAAGAAAUGUGUUAUCUCCUAAAAGUGACAACUGCAGUAAGAAGAAAUUAGAAUUUGAAAGCCCUAGUUCUCAGCCACUUGGGAAUUCAUCAGGAUACAAAAGGUCAAUAAACUUUUAAAAAUAUCCCAGGUUAAGUGAAAGUUCAUUCACUUUUGCCGCAUUUCCAGUUUUUUGAAUAAAGGCCACGAGACAUCUUCUUCACUGUCAAAUGUACCAGAAUGUGGAUUUUAUUAGUGUGAAAAGAGCUCAAUUCGAAAAAGCAGGCUUACUUCGAAAACUCAGAUUUUCCAUUUCACGAAAGCCUUUUCUUGAAGCACCCUAUAAAAUUGCUUAUCGAGAAAAAGAAGCCCCACAUUAUUGGAGAGACUUUAGAAAUGCUAUAUGUGUUGGAAAUGGUCGAAUUGGUUUGUUGACUGAAACAGAGGGAAAAAUGGAAGCAGUUCCCUUGUCAAAUUUAUUUUCACUAACUUCUAACUGAAAUUUUGGCAAAUGAUGUAAUACAUUCAAGAAUAGUUGAUACAGUAUGUCUUUUAAUAUUUUGAAACUGGUCAUUGAGGAAUUGGCAGCCUCACCAUUCCUCAUCAGGAUGCAAUUGGAUGAAACUACGGACAUUUCUCAAUGUACCCAGCAUCUUGUUUUUGUUCCCUAUGUGUAUGCUGACGUCAUCAAAGAAGUCGUCUUAUUUUGUAAGUCUCUUUCAGGAAGUACGAAGGCCGACAGCAUUUUCAAAAUGGUAAAAAGUUUUUUUUUGUUUUGUUAUACCAAACAAAACGUUGAUUAGAAAGAAAAACUUUCUCUUUAUGCUGAUGAAGUUCUUGUGAUGCUUGGUAAUGCAUCUGAUUUUGUUACUUUAGUGAAAAAUGAAGUUGCUCAAGUCGUUGUCAUGAAUUGCUUUUUACAUAGACAGAGACAUGUACUGGCAACAAAGACUCCUCCAACAACCCUGAAAGAAGCUUUGUCAACAGCCAUAAAAGUUAUCAAAUUUAUUAAAAGAAGUUCUCUGAAUCUUCUUAUUUUUAAAAUGUUUUGUCAAAAAAUGGGAGCAGAAUAUGAAGUGCUUCUCUACCACACAGAAGUGCACUGGCUUUUCUUGGAAGAAAGAGAGAACCCCCUCUUGGAACAUUUUGAAAAAAAAGGAUUUUAUCCAUGGGUUGACUUACCUGAAAGAUAUUUUUUACCAUUUGAAUGAGAUAAAUCUUUCCAUUCAAAGCCGUGAAGUCACCAUUAUGGAUGCUACUAAAAUAUUAUAAGCUUUCUUGACAAAGUUUGAAAAGAGAAAUUUGCGAACACUUGAAAGCAUUACAGAAUUCUUUUAAGUUAUAUCUUUAUCUUGAUUGCAUGAAAACUGAACCAUGCAUCUGAAAUCCUUUUAAUUCUGAUAUAAACUGUAUCAAAGUUAUUAACUUAACCAAAGAUGAACUCAUUGAUCUUAGGACAAAAAACUUACUACAAUUGGAGAUUAACUUGAAAAUCCUUGGAGAAUUCUGGUGUUCCCUGACAGAAGCCUAUCCUUGUCUUGUAAAGCAAGCUAUGGAAGCUUUGAUUCCCUUUGUAACAAUAUAUCUUUGCAAAACAGGAUUUUCAACACUUGUAACAAUGAAAACAAAAAUCAAAAUAGAGUUGCCUUGUCAAAUACCACACCACAGUUUAAUGUUCUUAUUCAAGAUAAACAACAGUCUUCACACUGACAUGUCUUUAAAAAAGUAAAAUUUAAUUUAAAUAAUAAUACAAUACAUUUAAAACAUAGGAAAGUUAAUGUGUGAAGAAAGAAGCACAUACAGUGGACCCUUGACUUACGAACUCAAUUCAUUCGCGAGGGCUGGUUGUAACUCAAGUUGGUUGUAAGUCAAGACUAUAUUUCCCAUAAGAAAUAAUGGAAAUGCCCUUAAUGUGUUCCGAACCACCCACAGCAACACUUACUUAACUUUUUUUAAUAGAAAAGGGUUGUAUAAUGUGCAUAAUUUACCAAAAACACCAAUACUUUUUCUAAUGUACUAACCAAUAAGUUAUAAAAAGUGCCUAGCCUACCAUCCAUCCAUCCAUCCAUCCAUUAUCCAACCCGCUGAAUCCAAACACAGGGUCACAGGGGUCUGCUGGAGCCAAUCCCAGCCAACACAGGGCACAAGGCAGGAACCAAUCCCGGGCAGGGUGCCAACCCACCGCAGGACACACACAAACACACCCACACACCACGCACACACUAGGGCCAAUUUAGAAUCGCCAAUCCACCUAACCUGCAUGUCUUUGGACUGUGGGAGGAAACCGGAGCGCCCGGAGGAAACCCACGCAGACACGGGGAGAACAUGCAAACUCCACGCAGGAAGGACCCGGGAAGCGAACCCGGGUCUCCUAACAUCGAGGCAGCAGUCUUUAUAGUAAGACUGCAGUAUUACUAUAUCAUAUGUUUCUUUAUUUUAGUAACUGUAUUUCAAUACAACUGGUUUCCUUUGUAAUUUUAUUUUAUGCAUUUAAAAACAUUAUUCUGUGAAGGGGUCCUGACUGGCAGAGGGGUCCAUGGAACAAAAAGGGUUAAGAACCCCUGCUUUAAAUGAAGAAACCAAAAAAUGCCUUCAAGUUUUUUGAAAUUUAUGAGCCAAACCUAACCUAGCUUUGAAUCACUGACAAAGUUACACUACAGUAUAUGAAUGUAUAUACAUGAUUAAUGACUUUAUUUGUAUUUUUGCUGCUUAACUUGAUAAU
Molecule: messenger RNA, 3928 nt
Organism: Erpetoichthys calabaricus (reedfish)
Lineage: Eukaryota; Metazoa; Chordata; Cladistia; Polypteriformes; Polypteridae
Product: nectin-4-like
Exons: 12
Coding region: 27-1346 (439 amino acids)
Molecular function (GO): cell-cell adhesion mediator activity
Source: RefSeq, a predicted model, not a curated record